CUGAACACUCCCCAGCCGCAAGAUCCUGGCUCACUGGCACCCGUGACUUCGAGGCGACCUGUCUGGCAUCAUCGUUGAUUUUUUCCCCAUGUUAUUAGCUAUUCGUUCUUCAAAGACUCAUCACGAUGAUCAGCUUGCGACAGCCAGCCUUUUUUUUUUUUUUUUUUCAAAUUCUCCCAUCGUCAGCACUGCCGGCGCGCCGGAUGGUGCUUCGCAUAUAAGGUCUUUGUUAUAUUCGACAGCGGGUAUCUUCCCUUCUACCUUCUUGCGACCGCGUCGACAUGUCUUUCAUGGACAUCUAUCUUUCCGAGGAAGAGAUGCAGGUCUAUCUCGAUGGAACUCUUAAUUCCUAUAUAUGUGGGUUCUUCAUCCACGGUAUCUAUACCGGCCUCUAUGCAAUGUCCGUGCAUUGCUUAGCUACCAACUGCAUCUGCAAGGCUCGGAUUUACAUGGGAUUCCUGAUCACAGCCUUGUACAUCCUUUGCACGAUCCAGAUUGCCGUCUCAUGGAUUGAACUGCGCAUCGCUCUUGUCUAUGGGACAUCUGUCCAGUCCCGAUAUGAUCUCAUAGACACUCCCUUGUCUUCAAAGAUUAUGAGCGCCGUAGCUUCGGCUUUGAAUAUUCUCGUCGCCAGUUGUACGAUAAUCUGGCGGUGCUGGGUUGUAUGGGGUCAAAGCUGGAAAAUAGUGAUUUUACCCAUCCUAUUCAUUGUAUGCGAGAUAUUUUGCAGAAUCAAACUCGUCGUUCAUCAGUAUACGUCGUCGUCGGGUGACGAUGUUGUAACCAAAUGGGCUGUGGCCACCAUUGCCACGACAUUGGGAACAAACAUCUUGUGCACAACUCUGAUUGUCACGCGAAUUGUCCGUGUGACAAGACAACAACGCGGCGUGGGUCUUGGAACGUAUCGCGACGUGAUAGAGAUUCUCGUGGAAUCCGCUGCGCUGUAUUCGAUCAGUUACCUGCUGCUUAUGGUAUGCUACCCUCUCAGUGGCAAUGGGUACAUGUACACCCAGAUGCUGGUUUACCCUAUCACUGGUAUAGCACCUACGCUGAUUAUCGCCCGAGUUGCUUCAGGACAGGCCCGGCCCGAAGAGUCUUGGCAUGGACCUCCAUCUUUGGGCUUUACUGAUGUAUCUCACGCGCGCUCCACAACCACAACCGAGGAUCACACGGUACAACGGGACCGUGGUAGGUCGACUUCUGUCAAAGGCAAGGGCCGGGAGCGAUUAAGCGUGCUGGAACCUGAACAAGUACCGAGUGCCAGAGAGUAGGUACUAGGGGCUUGGCGAUGACCAUGUACCCCGCCCACGGAUUUCAGGACGAGCUGAUCGAUUCAGGUCCUUUCUUUUCUUGUGGUGGAUUUUUAUUCUUGCGAAUCGGAUGUAGUGAACUUCUGGUCUUGAAAUGUACGUUAACGAUGGUCCUCGUAAUACAGCUCAGGUCCUGGAAAAGGACUGGUUCCAGGCUAUGCACCUCUCUUGGUCCCGGGUAUCUGUUAGCAUGCCGACAUCAGCCGUUCCUAAAUUGCGCAGUCGAAAAAUGAAGCAAUGAUAAGAUUGAUCACUGUCGUUAGGGUGGUGCUGCGGAGCCGUCGACGAGUGCCUUUGCGAAUC
This is a messenger RNA of Guyanagaster necrorhizus, 1613 nucleotides long. RefSeq lists its product as uncharacterized. The coding region runs from base 282 to 1271 and encodes 329 amino acids. The transcript is spliced from 6 exons. The record is from RefSeq and is a predicted model, not a curated record. NCBI's taxonomy places the organism in Eukaryota, Fungi, Basidiomycota, Agaricomycetes, Agaricales, Physalacriaceae.